This is a messenger RNA of Lithohypha guttulata, 3582 nucleotides long. RefSeq lists its product as uncharacterized. NCBI's taxonomy places the organism in Eukaryota, Fungi, Ascomycota, Eurotiomycetes, Chaetothyriales, Trichomeriaceae. The record is from RefSeq and is a predicted model, not a curated record. Bases 1 to 3582 code for a protein of 1193 amino acids. Gene Ontology annotation, molecular function: monoacylglycerol lipase activity. The transcript is spliced from 2 exons.
AUGCUUCUCCUCCACCAGGUUGGCAGUGUCAACGUGGGCCAGAUCGCAAGAUACACUGUCACCUAUACACCGAAUCUUGAUCGGAUCCUGCCUCCGCCGACACAACUCUAUGUGAAAAUCAAGAACACAUCAGCAAUUCCAUUACGAGCCGCAUAUCUACACGGCCCAUACACUCUCUAUGUGGCAUGCUACCCUUCUACCUUCGAUCCUUACAAGAAGCAUGUCACCGCAAAGGAGGAGGGUGAGCCGGACUACGAGCCUCAGCUCAAGGCUGGUGGAAGCUGGUCAUCCAAGCUGAGUGUUCCUGAGUCAGCCAGACACGAUGCGAGCACCACUGGUCACAAGACCGACGAACCAAGAAAGAGCUUUACCUGGAUCAUUGAAAUUGCCUCUCAAGUCUUGUUCUCCACCACUGCUACUGUACACUACGAGCUGUUGGUAGGACGAGAUGAGAAGUCUGUCUCUCUGGGCUUUACUGGAGCCAUGACCAAUUCAGGCGCACCUGGUCGUUUAGAGGACCACCAGCAGAGCAGGGCAAAAGGUCACUCACAGAACAAGGGCGUCUUCACCAAAGCCAUCAAGCUGAAAGUCGACGAUACUGCGUCUUUGUGGAGCAGUCCUGCCUUUCCUUCUCACAGCGAUACCAACAAAAAUCCUACCGAGCUGCCUAGGAUUGAGCAUGACGACAACCAGGAAGGGAAGGAGAGGCCGAGGAAGAGGAGAAAGAAGAUACACCUGGUCGUCCUUACGCACGGUCUACACAGCAACCUUGGUGCUGAUAUGCUAUUCAUGAAGGAAUGCAUCGAUGCGACCGCUAGGCAAGCAAAGGAAGACAGAAAGAAUGCCAGAAGAAUAGCCAAGGAGACAAAAGCGAAGGAACAGUACGACUUUGGUAGAACAGCCCUCGAUCAGCGCACGAAAUCCGUUCCUGACCUCGUAAUAGCUCCGACUGACACAGCGGAAGAAAGUGGCAGCAAUCAUCCUGAAAAAGAGAGCGACCACGACGAUGACGAUGAUGAUGACGAAGAGGUUGUCGUAAAGGGCUUUAACGGCAACGCUAUCAAGACUGAACGUGGUAUACAGUUCCUCGCUAGAACCUUUACUGGUGCUGCGAAGCCUACUCAGACUGACGGAAAGCAUCCCAGUCACAAGAACAGCUCGAUCGCUAAGGACGAUAGCAGUUCCGAAUAUGACCUGCCAUACAAAAUCACCAGUAUCAGCUUCGUCGGCCAUUCACUGGGCGGUCUCAUUCAGACUUACGCCGUUGCCUACAUCCAGAAACACUCGCCAGAAUUUUUUGACAAGAUCAAGCCUAUCAAUUUCGUCGCUCUAGCCUCACCUUUUCUUGGUCUGAGUAACGAAAAUCCCAUUUACGUCAAGUUUGCCCUGGAUUUUGGGCUGGUCGGCAGGACUGGACAGGACCUCGGCCUCACAUGGCGAGCUCCUACCAUCGCUCGUAACGGAUGGGGCGCUAUGAUAGGUGGGUUCAAUGGUGGUGAUACCAAAGACAAGGACAAAGAUCCGGCUGCGAAACCUCUUCUUCGGAUACUGCCGACAGGUCCGGCACAUGUAGCUCUGAAGCGCUUCAGGAACCGGUCGGUUUAUGCAAACGUUGUGAACGAUGGAAUCGUGCCAUUGCGAACAUCGUGUCUGCUCUUUCUUGACUGGCGAGGCCUAGGAAGAGUGGAGAAAGCACGAAGGGAAAAUGGCAUUGUAGGAACGAUGGUGAAUUGGGGUCUAUCAGAGCUGACUGGCCAGAAUGCAAGCACUCCACGCCGUGGUUUCUUUGAUGAAUUGUUCUCUGAUAGUGGGGACGAUACUGGCCGACCUCCUAAACCCUCGCAGGAUCCAGGCUUAAAUGUACCACAUGCUGAAAUCAGCUCAGGUCUGGAUAACGACCUCUCUUACGGAAGCGACGAAGACAGUAUCACCAGACAGAAGCGAAGGCUUAGUAACACUCAAAGCUCUAAUCAGAACGUGGGUCCGAACAUCUGGUCUGCCCUUACCAGUUUCUUCCGGCCACAUGCUGGCAGUCAGAACAAAAUAGCACCCAAACAACGAAGAAUAUUUGAGCGUGGUCAAACUAUGGGUGGUGAACUGGCAAGUAACGAGUCUCAACCAGGCUCCGAAGACUCUGGAAGUCAGGACGGCCAUUCUUCUGCUCCGGGCGACCAUCGGAAAUUGUUGGUUCGAGGCUCAUCGCUGUAUACAAAUGGAUCUGAUAACGACAACCUCGAUGCUCCGCCCCGGACGACUGUGUUUGAAUCAGCUGGCGACUUACUAAACCCGCCACUACCUCCUAAGGAGUAUCUACUGAACCCUGAAGCACGACCGAGAACCAUCUUCCACGAUCGUGUCUAUCAUCCUGACGAUAUUCCACCCCCUCCUACGAAGCGACAGAGAACCUCUAUGCGUAGCAGACCAAGCUCGGGUGACAUCAAUGCAGUUCCCAACCAGGCUCCGGAUGAUCUUGAGAAGAUUUCGACCGGCAAGAAUGUGGACCAAGCUGGCAUGCGAAUUGAAGAGAAGAUAGCUCGUGAAUACCACAAAGGCAUGGCUUGGCGCAAAGUACUGGUUCGUCUUGAGCCUGAUGCGCACAACAAUAUAAUAGUGCGCAGAAUGUUCGCCAAUGCCUACGGCUGGCCAGUAGUCAAACAUAUGUGCGAUACUCACUUCGGCUACACCGCGGCUGCCACAACUCGCGACGAGGAUGAAGCCCCUAUCGAACGUGCCCAACCCAAAGAUAUUCCUGUUGGCGAGAGUGGGGAAGAGGUUCGCGAUCAAACCCAGAAACCCGUGCAAAAGGAUGAUAAUCACGACGAGAGACCUCGACGGGCCACAACAGCCGAGUCUCCGCCAACGAAAGAGGACCAUGAGAUUGACACGUUACAUAUGAGGCAAAAGCAUAUACGGGCCCGACAAGCCGUAAAUCCUCAACCACGUACUGCUUCAGAACGUGGCGAAUCGAGGGAUCAAGUGAGCGACAUUGUCUCCGAAGUGUCUGCUCAGGGUGUGCCGGUUCAAGGUCAUAACUCUAUGCAUUCUGGCACAGCAGCGUUGAAUCGUCUCAUGCGACAAGAUAGUGCAAGGUGGAGUGAUAGGUUCUUCGAUAGUGAGCCAGAAGAUGAGAACGAGGAUGAUGAAGCAGAACUCAACAGUGAGCUGCAGCAGGCAUACGAUCGUGGACAAAGACGUCCUCUAACUGUCAGUCCUGCAAGUACAAGAAGCAGUAAGAAAGGACAACAUACGCACUCCAGCUUGGGCAAAGAAGCAAGUUUGCUCGACGAUGAUGCUUCGGCAGGACUGGUUACCGAACCUGAGGAGAUUGAUAUGAGCAAGAUGUCAAUGCAAGAUCGUCUCUGUGCCAUCGACACACAGUCUUCGCCAGAUUCCCGAGUGCUUAGUCCGACUGGUCUUGGAUUGGGUAGGAACCAACAAACCAUCGCCGAGGACAUGCAUGAAAGACCCAUGUCGCCAAGUGGAGGCAUUACUGAGCAGGUCAGUAGGGCACGCACGCAGAGUGGCGGCCAGGCACAGAGUGUGCGGCCUGGACUUGGCGAGUCUAAGCAGACAUUGGAUUGA